Molecule: messenger RNA, 744 nt
Organism: Cyclocybe aegerita
Lineage: Eukaryota; Fungi; Basidiomycota; Agaricomycetes; Agaricales; Hemipholiotaceae
Source: the annotation of a GenBank genome assembly
AUGGCCAACCCUGCGGACUUUGUCCCAGCCGUAUUAGACCCUCUGCUCGAAUAUCUUGCCGCUCGUCUCCCGCCUCCACUUUACUCGUUGUUGGUCAGCAUCCUCUCCCACUCGUUUGCAACCGCUACAGCCGUCGCUGGGCUGUGUGGCUCGCUAUUAUCCAGCCAUCCUUCGGAAUGGAAUGCGCAAACCCUUUUACCUCCUUUUAUCACCAUCGUCGCCGCCUAUCUUGCUCUCGCCAGCCUAUAUCGGACGACAAGAUGGUUCCUGCGACUCACCUUUUUCUUUGUCAAAUGGGGGACACUCUUUGGUGUCUUGAUAGCAGGAGCAGGGUAUCUCAUGGGCGACGCUACACGAGACGUUGUCGGAACGCAGGGCAUUAUACCCGUUGUCGUCGAUAUACUCGCCGGAUUAUUCGAUGAUACCGCCAAUGGGGAGGAUACUAGACCGAAGUCUCGGUCAACGCGAAGAAGGAAGCCGAAUAAACCCAAGCCUUGGGACUCGUUCGAGCAGCACAAGCAGUGGAAAUACGAGCAAGAAUCAGAUGCGCGGCGCCAAAAUCCUCAAGCUCAACAGGUGAUAGACAUGAUCACCGGCGCUGCAGGACAGCUUUUUGGGAGAGCAGAUUGGCUCAGUGGGAUGAGCAAAGACGAGUCACCACCGCGCAAUGUUGACGGGCAGAAGAAGCGCUCUAAGGGCGCAGAUGGGGGAAGUGGACGGACAGGUAGCUCUCGGUCUAGUUGA